This is a messenger RNA of Perkinsus marinus ATCC 50983, 754 nucleotides long. RefSeq lists its product as hypothetical. The transcript has a single exon. Lineage: Eukaryota; Perkinsozoa; Perkinsida; Perkinsidae. The annotation marks the transcript as partial. The record is from RefSeq and is a predicted model, not a curated record.
AUGAGUUCAACUGGAACUACAACAUUGGGGGCUGAGCCGAGAACUGACGUCCUUAUCAAAGCCGUUCUCGCCCUCGAGGACAAGAUCGCCUCUGAAGUUAAUGCCGCCUACUUUCGUUCUCUCGAACCGGUUGGCAACGCCCUCUACGAUGCCCUUAAGGAUGACCCGAAGUUUAUUGAUGCUGCCACUAACGCCGACGAAUUUCUCACGGUCCUCGCGGGUGACUUGAACGCCCUACAACAAUCACUUGCCGAGGAUCUCCUAUUCCCAUAUCCGACCUCCGCCGAGCCUUACCAAGGAACUUGGCUGUAUCCAACGCUACGGUGCGGGUUUCUCUUCGCAGCUGCGAAGGUCACCGGCGCCCCUCUUGUAGGGAGGCAGAAAUGCCGUGAUGACCUCUCGACAUGCGUCAACGUCUACCGCACAACUUUGCUACCUCCCAAGGAUCCGGUGACCCCCCUUCCAGCAACCCCAGUCGGUACUGCCAAUCACAACCGCGUCGCAUCUACCCCUGACGGUUCCGGCCGUUCGGCUCUCCCGACGACUUUUUCCACAACGAGGUCCAACGUGGAUGACGAAUAUCAUCGUGGCCACCGGAGGGCCAAACAGCUCGCGGAUACUUCAGGUUUAAAAUCAUUCAGCGGUUCAUCUGAUGACUUCAUCCACUUCAUUGACAGUGUUAAAUCUAUCCUUCUUACGGCCCCUUUCUGCUCGGGCGUAGCCAAAAUCGAGUUCGUGUUUCUCCACCUCACAG